This is a messenger RNA of Cannabis sativa, 463 nucleotides long. RefSeq names its product auxin-responsive protein IAA27-like. The coding region runs from base 14 to 463 and encodes 149 amino acids. The record is from RefSeq and is a predicted model, not a curated record. Lineage: Eukaryota; Viridiplantae; Streptophyta; Magnoliopsida; Rosales; Cannabaceae. The transcript has a single exon.
AAGUUACCGUUUCAUGUCUAUGCCCUUAAAGCAUGAUUACAUAGGCUUAUCAGAGUCAGUUCCUUCAAUGGAAAGCUCUGGCAAGUCUUCUGAGAAAAAAAGUGGUUCUGGUUUGAACCUUAAGGCCACUGAGCUGAGACUGGGUUUGCCCGGGUCCGAGUCCCCAGAAAGAGAGGAGGGUCUUGCGGGGCUGGGCUUAGUCACUGGAGCUAAGAGAGGUUUCUCUGACGCCAUUGAUGGAGUUUCUGGCAAGUGGGUUUUCUCUGGAAAAGGUGGAUCUGCGGCUGAUUUGGUUAAAGGUGGUAACUUGUUUUCUCCUCGAGGUGUUAAUAAUGGUGGGUCGGAGUCUAACAACCGUACAACGGGUUUGACUGUCUCGUCAACUGUCAAAGAUGGUGUUCCUCAGUCCCCAAAGCCAUUGCAGCAGAAGAAGCCUCAGCCCUUUGCUCCGACUGCAAAGUAA